Molecule: messenger RNA, 2948 nt
Organism: Trifolium pratense (red clover)
Lineage: Eukaryota; Viridiplantae; Streptophyta; Magnoliopsida; Fabales; Fabaceae
Exons: 10
Coding region: 404-2620 (738 amino acids)
Source: RefSeq, a predicted model, not a curated record
GGUUGACCAAAAAACAUUAGUUGUACUAUUUAUUAGGGUUAGAUUUUGUUGAACAUGAUAAAAAAAAUGAAAAUGAAAAAUCCAAACAGAUCCUUAGCAGUAUAGAACCAACAUGUGAGUGGUUGAUAGCUUUAGCCAAAUAACCAGUCUCGCUCAACAAAGAAAACUGUCUUCUGUACAAACUUCGCGUUUUUGUCUCUUUCUCUUAUUCCUUCUUCUUCUAUCUCUCAAUUCUUAAAACAUAGAACCCAAAAUCCUCAAUUUAGGGUUUUCGAUUCUUUAUCAAAUUCACUCUAUUCUCUUCCAUAAUCAUCAACCGUAACUCAAGUGAUAGGUGUUAGUGAUGAUGAUGAGUUCGAUUUUUUGAGUAAUUAUUCUUCAAGGUUUAAAAGGUAAAAGCUUGAUGGCUAGGAAGGGUAAUCAACAGAAGAAUGGAGUUAACCAUAAAAAAGGGGUUUCUGGUGGUGUUCUUCCGGGUAUGAAAGGUCAUGAAGGAGGGCAGGUGAAAGUUUUUCCGGCGGAGGAACUCGCAAAUGGUCUUUCGCAGAAAACGUGUGAGGCUAGUUCUGCUGGUGAUGACAAUAGCAAUGAUCGAAAAUAUGAGAAGUUUUCUCGGAAAGAUAAGCAAGGGACGAGUGCAAAGCAUGAACUACCGGAGGAAUCAUUUUCUUUUGGGAGUAGUUCAGAGAAUGGCAGCGAGAAUGUCGAAGUUCCGAUACAAGAAGGAAGUUGGAAUUUGCCUAGAAGGCCUAGAAGUAAUCAAGGUCAACAGAGUAUCAAGAGUAGAUUAAGCCAUUUAGUGGAAGGUUUACAGUUGAGAAGUAUGGUAGAAAAAUUGGAGCUUGCUGAUCAUGCGGCAAUUAGGAGAUUAAGGCUGACAGUAUUAUCCAUUUUUAUAGCAGUUACGGAGUGGCUAACUAAGCAGAAACCGUUGUUUGUAUCUAUUAGAACUACCGUUUUAGAAGCUUGCGCUAAUUUCAGGGCAAAGUUUAAGAAAGCAUAUCCAGUUGUUCUGACGUGGCUCAUGCACUUUGGGAACAUAAUCCUUCUAUUAUCACUGUUUUGGUUGGAUUGUGCUGUUCGGGGUAUUGAUUCAUUUGUACGAUUGGGUACAGCAUCCUUCUUCUCUGUUAUAUGGUGCAGCUUAUUCUCCCUGAUCAGUAUGAUAGGGAUGCUCAAGUUUCUGGUUGUCCUGGGUGUGGCUACCUUGAUUGGAUAUUUUGUUGGCUUUGUGCUUGCAAUUUUGGUGGUUGCUGUCAUUGGAGUUAUUAUGUUGUGGUUUUAUGGUAGCUUUUGGACAACUUCAUUUUUCCUCAUCCUUGGAGGAUUGGCAUUUAUGUCACGUCAUGAUCGUGUGGCACUUUUUAUCGCAACUGUGUAUUCUGUCUAUUGUGCUUGGCUGUAUGUUGGGUGGCUUCGUCUGUUCUUGGCUUUUAAUUUAGCUUUCAUCUCGAGUGAUGUUCUGGUAUACUUCCUCAAGAAAAACAUAGAUCAACAGAGUAGAUCGAAUUCAUUUGAGCAAAGAGCUGGAAUGAACAGUCAACCAGGUUUUGGAAAUGAUGAAUCAAUGCCGGCAUCUUCCUCUGAGAAUGGACCAGGGCCAUUUGCAGACCGUAAUGCAGGAGUCCCUUCAACCAGUGGAGUUGACUCUGAUGUAACUUCUGAAGAUGAAGUUGUUCGAUUGUUGAACUGUUCCGAUCACUAUUCAGCACUGGGCUUGAUGCGCUAUCAAAAUAUAGAUGUUUCAAUACUGAAGCGGGAAUACAGAAAGAAGGCAAUGUUGGUACAUCCUGAUAAAAAUAUGGGUAAUGAAAAAGCCGUAGAAGCCUUUAAGAAACUUCAAAAUGCAUAUGAGAUUCUAAUGGAUUCCUUGAAGCGAAAAGCUUAUGAUGAUGAGCUAAGGAGAGAAGAGAUUCUUAAUGUAUUCAACAGAUUUAAUAAUGCUCCCCGUCGGAAUAGUAGGCAUGGAUUCUUUUCUUCUGGGUUUGCACAUUCAGAUGCAGAUGGUGAGGAGCCAUUUGGUGAUUCAAGGCGAAUAGCUUGCAAAAGGUGUGGUGGCUUUCAUCUCUGGAUACACACCAAGAAACAAAAGUCUCGGGCAAGAUGGUGCCAGGAUUGUCAAGAUUUUCACCAAGCCAAGGAUGGUGAUGGAUGGGUUGAACAAUCUUCCCAACCAUUUCUUUUUGGCUUAUUACAGAAGGUAGACGCUCCUUCUGCUUAUGUGUGUGCAGAUAGCAAAAUAUUUGAUGCCACUGAAUGGUAUAUCUGUCAGGGUAUGAGAUGUCCAGUAAAUACGCACAAGCCAAGUUUUCAUGUGAACACCAGUAUAAUGUCGAAAAAUACUCCCGGCAAAGGAACUAGCUCUUCAACGCCUAGAGGUGGGCGAGUGCCGACACCUCCUAAUAUGCCAACACCUAAUUUUGAAGAAAACAUGACCGAGGAAGAAUUUGUCGAGUGGUUACAGAAUGCAGUACAAUCAGGUGUGUUCGACAAUUUCAGUGGCGGCACUGCAACAGACAGCCCAUCUGGCAAAUCUGGAAAUGGGAUGAAAAAUCCUGGCACUGGCACUGGCGUCAGUAGUGGCAGCAAAAGAAAGAAAAAAGGAAAAAAGCAAUGGUGAUUAAACAGAUCAUGUUUUAACAUACCGGUAAACAUUGCCUUGUGCACUUUGAAGUCAUGAAAAGCAUUAGUUUCAGAGUUGUUAUCUGUUAUUGAUGCCCCAAAAUAGAGUUUGGAGGUCAUUGUAUAGUCCUAUUUUCAUAAUCUCAAGUAUAUUUUUUUGUUGUCCAAUAAUUUUGCUUUUUCAUCCCUUUUAGCCUGCAAAAUACAGCCGUGUGGCAAUGAUCUUUCUGCGUAUGAUUUUCGUAGUCAAUAUGCAAUCUUUAGCAGGUGGGUCUUGUUAACAGUUAUACAAAAAUAUCAUGAUAUCUACCAAGGAAUGUUUUACU